GCCACUCUUUGGAAGAUGAGGACAAGGAAACCUCCCUGCCCGGUAGAAAAAGUGUGGGUAGACAAGCACAAAUACGAUGAAGCAGAGAGACUGCAUUACGAAAGAGAAGCGAUGCUAGCUGCUGCGGCCCCCGAGGAGUGCCAGGAGGUGGAGGCUGUAAACGGAGUCUGCAAUGAUGACUCUGUUGACAGUGAAUUCAAGGGAGACCUGAAGAGAGCAAGGAAUGGAAAGAAACAAAGGAAACGGAAGCGUUCGCCAAAACCCAAAAAUGUGGCCUCCAAGUUAGACUCUAUUUUGUCUGGUUUGUUAGCUGACCAUGUGUGGUUUGACAAGCCUUUCUACGACCACGCUGAGAACAUCUACAGGCAAAAAAUAGUGGAUUGUCAGAAGGAGGAGGCGCCUGAGACUGCACUAACUGCUGAGCAGUCCCCUUUAGUGGCCAGGUCAAAAGCUGUCCAAGAUGUUCCUAAGCCAAGGAUGCUUUCAGCAGCCCUGUCCUGCUCCCACGGUAGCCUGUCUGCCUGUCACCAUGUCAUUCAGGAUGUCUGGGUCAACAAGUUUGACUUUGAUAAGGCCGAGGAGGUGUUUGUUGAAAAAUCUCAGUUCUUUGUUCCUCCAAAUGUCCUAACCAUCCCAUCUGUGUGGUCGAACACUGGCAACGUCGGGCUGAGAACGCCGGAUGAGGGCUACGUUACAGCCCUGCCUACUCCUGCUACGCCAAGCUUAACUCCAGAUGUCGUUGCUGAUUCUGCUUCUUCCUUCGUUACCAGUUUGUCUGGUGCUGUACAGCAGACGGUAAAUGGUAAGCCACAGAUUUCAAGCUUUCAGGCUCUCAUGUCAGAGGUGUGGUUAGAGAAACCUCUCUAUGACGAUGCCGAGAAGAGCUUCUACGAGAACAUGUUUGAUGGGCAUCCGUCGGGCAAAGAUGAACAGCAGCAACGCGGCUGCCCCGAAGCACUGAAGAACCACCAUGAGGACAGGAAGAACCACGGCGCUGGAAAACAAGCGGGCAUCGAACACGUGGAGAUUGCCACCAACUCUCUGCUUCCCAGUGAUGCUGAGCAACCUCCGCCUACCUGCUUUUUUCUGCACGAGGACAGCGAAACUGUGUGGCUUAAUAAGCCGACGUAUGACCGUGCUGAGUCUCGAUACUAUGCAGCCGAGGCUCUGAAAAUGUCAAGAGCGGGAGAGAGUACGGGGACGCAGGAAUCUGCAGUAGUAAAACCCUCCCAACCAGCUCCUUGUGCUUCAAGUGUACCUGCGCCAGAAACAAAAAAAAUGGCAGUCGACUACUUUAUGCAUGAGAAGAUCUGGUUUGAGAAAUACAAGUAUGACGAUGCUGAGAGAAGAUACUACGAGCAGAUGAACGGGCCGGUUAGCAGCUCUUCGCACCAGCAGGAGAACGGAGCCAGCACGAUCCUACGCGACAUUGCCAGAGCCAGGGAGAAUAUCCAGAAAUCGCUGGCCGGACAGAAGACAGCUCCUCGUAGCAAAGAAGCUCCUUCUGCCCGUCCCAAGAGGCAGUCAGGCCGCUCAACUAGCGCAAGCACAACCUCUUCUGGGCCUGCUGGGGACCAAAAUGAGCUCCUCUCCAGAAUUUCUCACCUGGAGGUAGAAAAUCAAAACCUUUGCAGUGUUGUGGCAGACCUUCAGCUGGCCAUUUUCAAGUUGGAAAGCCGCCUGAAUGCUCUGGAAAAGUCAUCUACCUCCCACCAGCCCUCACCGGUUCCUCCAACCCAGGUGAGCCUUGGCAAAAUGCUGUUCUCCAAUGCUUCACAAAGUGCCAGGUUCUUUCAGAGGUCUCCUGGCUGUCUGAAGAUGAAGAGGUGCUCAGAGUUAGGAUGUGUUUGCAGGUUUUCCAGCAGUUUCGGCAGCUGCCUCGUCAUCUUUCCCAAAAAAGUACGUGUAGAGAGGAGUUUUCUGCCCUAAGACCAGCAAAGAAGC
Messenger RNA from Egretta garzetta (little egret), 1944 nucleotides. RefSeq lists its product as uncharacterized. The coding region runs from base 16 to 1929 and encodes 637 amino acids. NCBI's taxonomy places the organism in Eukaryota, Metazoa, Chordata, Aves, Pelecaniformes, Ardeidae. The transcript has 6 exons. The record is from RefSeq and is a predicted model, not a curated record.